UAUAACAGCUUCCUUCGUCGCAAUCUGGCUGGAGAGAGGUCAGAUCUCUAUUCGUCUUCCCUCUAUGUUCCCGGGUUCUUUUUUUCUGAGCCUACGUGCGAUCCGUUCCCCCCCCCCUUCGGGAUCAUUUUUGUUCUGUGUAGCAGUUACCAAAGGCAUACGUCUCUUAUGCAUAAUUUCCUCUGGGUUCUACUUGUCGAAAAGGAAUCUCUUUCACUCUGGCCGCUCUAAAACAGUCAAACUAUUCUCGCACCUCCAGGAGGGUGUGGGGCGAUGAUGAGCGAGUAAUUCUGCUUUGUGUUUUACGGAGAUCAAGAUCAUCUGACAUAUGGAGAUUGUGCCGCGUCACUGUGGGCUUGACACUUGAUUAUGGCUAAGAUUACAUGUUCUUGUGUUCCCAGAAGCUCUUCGUUAUUCUUGCACUGAGUGAAGAAAUUAAGGGUUUCGGAAUUGGCUUCUGCAAAAUUUAUGAGCAGUGUGGAUUGUCCUUGAUAUUGUAUAUCUGCGUGGAAGAAAUUUAGGCGUCUAGAUGUAGCACUUCAGACCAGUGCUAUGACGAUUAGGUUUUCCUGUUUCCAUUCCGAUCUUCACAAGAAGCCAAAGAAAGUAGCUCAACCGUCUAUUGAAUCUAUGGCGAAGACUCUACGAGAUGUUUCCCAAAGUCAGGCCUCUACAAGUAAUGGUGUGCCUGCAGUCUCAACCCCGUUAAUUUCACUGAAUGAUAAGGGUGGCAAUUUGAUUUCAAAUGAGUGUGGAUGGAGGUCAGAGGAUCUGAAAAGCAAGUUAGUCAAUGACUGUGAAAACGAAAUUUUCCAUACCGGAUGUCUUAAGAAAAGUCUCUCCGUGGAAAGUGGACUUUACCAUGAGGGGAAACUUUACACUGACAACUUGACCGAGGAUUAUUCAGAUCCUGUAUUUUCUUGUAAUGAUCCCGAAAGCCACAACGAGUCCGCGAUUUUGGGAUGUAGAAUGGAUCGUGACACAAUCACAGCUGAUAAGGGGAAAACAAACCAAUACUCAAAGAUUCAUGACAGCUUGGUUCCAGGAAAUAAUGGUUCGAUUUUUUCAAUUGAAGAUCCAACACCUUUAGAAAAAGAUGCCCCAGAAAAUUCUGACACUCCAUUAUCCGGUGGAUAUGCUGGUGAUGACCAUACUUCUGGUCCCAGUGCCUCAGCUUUGAUGCUAAAGUCCUGUUCUUUUCCUAAUAUCAUGGCUUCUGCACUAUCUUCAGGAAUAUGCUCUUACGAUGAACUUGCAGCUUCAAGGUCAAGAUCUUCUGAGGAUCUUCAGGUUUUGAGCUUGAGGCUGAAAGAUACGUUCAUCAAUGAGUCUGAUAUUGAAGUUACUCGGGGACAAGCAAGAGGAAACAAGAUGGGUACAAUUGAAGAAAAUCAUAUGGAUAGCUCCUUCGAUGAUGGUUAUGAUGCUCAUCCACUCUGCGGUUCAGCAAGAGACUGGGUAAUGCCUGUUAUGGAUGACAUGAAUGUAACUAAAAUCCUUGAAGGAGAGUCCUCCGUUCAGCAUUUGGAUGACUUGGAUAACAAGGAUUUUAGGAUUAAGCGCAUUGAGGAUUGGGUGACAGGUCUGGAACAUGAUGGACUUCUGGAGGAAACAACUGAGUCGUCUGAAUUUGUUGAUCCCUUAAACGGUGAUUGUAUUAGUACCCCAGAGAAUGUGACUGCUACCCGAGUGGAUGGUAAUGUCACUCCUAGCAUGGAAGCUGUUAAAAGAUAUAUUUCUUCUCUGAGUCCUAAUGCCACAACGGCCCAUCUUGCUAAUUACGGUUUGGUUGUGAUCCCGCUUCUUAGUGUGUUUGUAACUUUGAAGGUGCUCAAUUUGUCUGGAAAUGCUAUCGGCAGGAUAACAGCGGGUGCUCUUCCUAGAGGACUGCACAUUUUGAAUUUGUCGAAAAACAAUAUAUCAACAAUUGAGGGACUACGCGAACUAACGCGACUUCGUGUUUUGGACCUGAGCUACAAUCGUAUAUUGAGAAUUGGCCAUGGGCUCGCUUCUUGUUCAUCUCUAAAGGAGCUGUACCUGGCUGGAAACAAGAUCAGCGAAGUAGAGGGUCUACACCGCCUCUUGAAACUGAAUGUACUGGAUCUUCGCUUCAAUAAAUUAUCAACAGCAAAAUGUCUAGGUCAGCUUGCUGCUAACUAUAACUCCUUGCAAGCAAUCAGCUUGGAGGGAAACCCAGCCCAGAAAAAUGUUGGAAACGAACAACUGAAGAAAUAUCUACAAGGCCUUCUUCCCUAUCUUGCUUACUACAAUCGGCAGCCUGUGAAAGCCGGCACUUUGAAAGAUGGUGCAGAUCGGUCAGUGCGUUUAGGUAUAAACGCUCAUCAGUUCGACCGCAGCCUUAGAUUAGAUCACAAGACCGCAAGGAAGGGCAACCAUGGCGGAGGAUCUCGGAGGCCAUCAACCCCUAGCACCUCCACUCAUGCUCGUAGAGUGCAGACGGUGGAAUCAUGGAAACACUCCAAGGGGAAACAAGUCCACCUCCCACCAACUGGAGCCAAAGUGUCCUCCCAAGGCCGAAAUCAUCUCGACGUUGUGGGUAAGCUGUUAAACUUAGGACACAGUCUCUCCAUUCGCAAGAGUCGCAGCGAGGGAACUCUUGGAGCUUUAUGAAAUGAUUUUCAAACUGCAAUGUUAGUUUAUGUUAUUGCCUAUGUUUCACUGUGCUUCUGUUCCCUGCUGGACUAGUGGAGUUUAUUCACGUGUUUGCUGUGUUAGACAUGGAUGACAUGCCUUUUGUGUUUCCGGCGUGAUAUAACGUGAUAGGUUUUUACUUGUUUA
Messenger RNA from Prosopis cineraria, 2799 nucleotides. RefSeq lists its product as uncharacterized. Gene Ontology annotation, molecular function: protein kinase binding. The transcript is spliced from 5 exons. The coding region runs from base 553 to 2631 and encodes 692 amino acids. Gene Ontology annotation, cellular component: cytoplasm. The record is from RefSeq and is a predicted model, not a curated record. NCBI's taxonomy places the organism in Eukaryota, Viridiplantae, Streptophyta, Magnoliopsida, Fabales, Fabaceae.